GCUCACAAUGGCACCUUCAAACUCCGAAGUAGAGGAAGAUAUAAGGCCUUUCGCAGCGCUACCAAGAUAUCCGGAGCACUAUGUCGACCAUAUUGAAUUUUCCCCCGAUGACCGUUUCCUCGCGACAGGCUCUAACGAUGCUAUUGGCGUGCGCCUUUGGGAGCAGCUAACGGGGCGUCAUAUACGCGAAUUCAAGGUCAUUGGCUCGGUUCGGUCGCUCUCCUUCUCUCCGUCAGGGCGGCAGCUAGCCGCUAUUUCCCAUGAGAUCAAAACCGAGACGGCUUACUUGUAUAUGUGGGACAUAGGCAAGGUUGCAGGAGACGAAGGAGCGGAGGUGAAGAUGGAGUACAAGAAGGUUGAUUUGGGCUCACAUGUGGUCAGUUUUUCGUCCGAUGGGAAUCUCAUCGCUGUUAUGCUGCCCAAUCGUAUCAUGGUGCAAGGCGUAUAUGAUGGCCGUCUGGUGACGGAGAUAACCAACUCAACUGGACGACGAUUUGAACCUUUGCUUGGAUGGUCGUCUAGUGACCGGAAGCUGUUCUUUGCGUAUAGCGAGUCCGACUCCUACAAGGUGGCUUGUCUUGACGUGGGCUCGAGACAGCCAUCUCAAGUCACCAUCUCACUGGCUCAGGAUAACCUCAAGUCGCCCGAAAAGUCACCCAUUUCAUCGCUCACUUGCUCUCGCGACGGAAACAUACUCGCUGCUGCACUACCGGAGGGAGGUAUCAGGAUCUGGGAUGCUGCAACGGGCAAAGCCCUACAUGAUCGGUUGGUGGGGCAUCUUGACAACGUAUCUUGUGUCAGCUUCUCGCCAGAUGGAGUGUGGGUCAUGGACGGGUCGAAAGACAAGGCCUUGCGCGUAUGGGAUAUACUGACGGGCAAGCCAGCACUUGCACCUCUGAGGCAUUGGGCGCAGCAGCAAAUAAAGGCAGUGGCCUGUUCUCCUGAUAGACGCCAUGUGGCAUGUAUCGAUAGGGCCAAUCAUGUGCACAUAUGGGAUGUCCAAGCACAAAAACUGGUCUUGUCAUCUGUAGCAAACUAUAAUGUCAACAAGGGCCCUUCGUUCACACACUACCCGCAAGGUGACGUAGACGCAAUCCAGUGGUUCCCGGACGCGCGCCGCUUCGUUAGUAGCGGUUCUUCGGACGAUUAUAUACGCGUCUGGGAUGAUCAAACCGGGGAAGAAGUCUACAAUUUCCAUUAUUAUGGAGGUCCUCGUAUUGGGUUAUCCCCCGAUGGUGGUUUACUCGCUGUUGGGCCGUCUCGGGAAGCAACCAGACCCGUCGUUCUUUUGAACGCGAGCUCUGGCGAAGAAUAUACCCCCUCGUUGGUGGACACCGGUGGCCAUGUCCGGAAGCUGGCAUUCUCGCCUGACAGCUCGACUCUUGCCAUCCUCUUUCGCACUCCACAGGGAACUAAUCUUCAUCUGGUGCACGAUGUGACAGGUCUCCGCAAGGUCAAUGUGGUACCGCAACGAGCAUUUGAUGUGGUCUUUUCACCAGACGGAGAGCAUUUUGCGUACGUUACUGCGCAGGAGUAUCCCACAUGGCUGGGACACACCAUCUGCCUCUGUCGUCUCGAUACCAUGGAAGUCACGGCCAGACUUCAAACUCGGAAAAAGUCGGCAAAUACUCAUUGCUUGUCCUUCUCCGCGGAUGGUCGACGACUUCUAGACGCCAGCGACAAGGGCGACACGGCCGUCUGGGAUCUAGACACCGGUCAAAAACUCUUUGAUAUCCCCGUAGAGGACCAAAGAAGGCACUUAGCUUCUUUCUCUCCUGAUGGUCGUUCAAUCCUGAGUGGGUGGUGGGUCACCAAGCAACGUGCAGGUGUUGAUUUAUUCGACGCUGUCGCCGGGACGCGGAUAUGGCGCAUUGAGGAGAAGCAGGUCCCUACUGCCCUUUCAUUCACGCCGGGAGGAGACAGAUUGGCUAUGGGUUUCAAUGAUGGUUCCCUCAGGCUAUACGAGUCUUCCACUCGCAAGCUGAUUCUUCCAAAGAGCGAGAAGACAGAGGAAAAACCCGCCGACGGCAGAGCCUCACCGAGCGGAGCAAAGAAUGCUCCUGGUGCCUCCAAGAGACAACAAGGGACAAGAGCAAUACCCUCUGGCCUUGCUGAUACAGAUGACGAAUCGAUCAUGAAUAUGCCUGCUGCCCUGGGUGGGGCGGCACGUCGGCGCGCUGAAGCGAGUUCUGCUGGCCAGACAGCCAGCACUAGAAAGCAACCACCAAGGAAGAACGAUCUUCACCCUCAGCCUGGGCUCAUCACACGCCUAGUUUCUCGCUUCAUGCCAAGAUCGUCUUCCUCUGGCCGACGCUGGAUACGACCCAUUCGGCUUGUAAGCGUAGGACGAGCGAGGGAGCGUAAUCUCGCCGGCGCCAGCCCCGAUGCAGCUGGCAGUCGAUCCAGGCGUCGGCAAAAUUCACAAGAGGACGAUGAUUCCUCAACAAGUCCUUCACCACCCCAGUCUGACCGGGCCGUCUCGCCACGUACAGGCCACGGGGACGGAGAAAGUGGGGCUUCGAGUGACUCUGGCUUUUGCGAUGUCAUACGCUAUUGCCUUUGUAUUACUUGUUGUUAGCUACAUUUUUGCUGUAAUAUCUU
Coniophora puteana RWD-64-598 SS2 is the source of this 2601-nucleotide messenger RNA. RefSeq names its product WD40 repeat-like protein. Gene Ontology annotation, molecular function: protein binding. Bases 8 to 2578 code for a protein of 856 amino acids. The record is from RefSeq and is a predicted model, not a curated record. NCBI's taxonomy places the organism in Eukaryota, Fungi, Basidiomycota, Agaricomycetes, Boletales, Coniophoraceae. The transcript has 6 exons.